UUUUUUUCCUUCAUUCACGAAUCCCUUCUUCCGCCUUCUUCGUCGGGCCAUCCUCACCGACGAGAAGAGAUCUCCUCUUCGGCACGAGGAGGACAGCAGGGGAGAAAGAUGGGGGGGCGGGUGGAUCACGAGUACUCUUACCUGUUCAAGAUGGUGCUCAUCGGGGACAGCGGCGUCGGCAAGUCCAAUAUCCUCUCUCGCUUCACGCGCAACCACUUCUCCCUCGACUCCAAGUCCACCAUCGGCGUCGAGUUCGCCACCAAGUCCCUACAGAUUGACGGCAAAACAAUAAAGGCUCAGAUCUGGGACACAGCUGGGCAGGAAAGGUACCGUGCGAUUACAAGCGCCUACUACCGUGGCGCCGUGGCCGCCCUGCUUGUGUACGACAUCACGAAGAGGCAGAGCUUCGACAACGUUCACAGGUGGCUUCGUGAGCUCCGCGACCACGCUGACUCCAGCAUCGUGAUCAUGAUGGUGGGCAACAAAUCCGACCUGAUCCACUUGAGAGCUAUCUCUGAGGACGAAGGCAAAGCGUUGGCUGAGAAGGAAGGGCUGUUCUUCCUCGAGACGUCAGCUAUGGAGGCCAUCAACGUGGAGGAAGCCUUCCAGACUAUUAUCACGGAGGUGUAUGGCAUCGUCAACAGGAAAGCGCUGGCCGCCAAGGAAGCAGCAGCCACAGCUGCCCCAUUGCCUUCACAGGGCAAAACCAUCAGCAUUGACAGCAAUGCAGGAAAUACAAAGAAGGCAUGCUGCUCUACAUGAAUAAAAAAGAUGUAACCUUUUUAAAAUAUGGUAGAAAAUGGAGCAUAUAUAGUCAUCAUAAAAUAUGGUGUGGAGGCGAUAUUAUAACUACUGCUAUUCUAUUCUUUUCUUUUCUUUAAUUUUUUUUUGUGUGUGGACAAAAUCGAGUACAUGCAGUGUUUCUGAAUCAAAAGUUAGAUAUUGUAUUAGGAUUCAUACCUUUUAUGUUCUCCAAGUUGAAUGGUACUACUGCAGAAUCAUAGUCCAAUGUUACUGUAGAGUUCAAGUGUGAAUUUGUGAUUUUAUCACGCGUUCUAAUUGUAAGACAAUUUGUUUUGCUUUUAAUUAAUUGCCAAGGCCAGCGGCCAGCAAUCAUGUCGUCU
This is a messenger RNA of Zea mays, 1124 nucleotides long. RefSeq lists its product as uncharacterized. Gene Ontology annotation, molecular function: GTPase activity; GTP binding. The record is from RefSeq and is marked validated. NCBI's taxonomy places the organism in Eukaryota, Viridiplantae, Streptophyta, Magnoliopsida, Poales, Poaceae.